AUGCCAGACCAGAGCCUCAGCACCAAACCCAGCGCCAUGAAGACCCCAGCUGCUGCCGACAAACCAAACCCGGAUUCCCGCCACGUCACCGUCUCCGUUCCAUUGGUCAACGAGGUCCAGCUCACCGCGGCGACCGGGGGGGCGGAGCUAUCGUGCUACCGCUGCACCGUGCCGUUCGGCGUGGUGGUGCUGAUCGCGGGGGUCGUGGUCACCGCCGUCGCCUACAGCUUCAACUCCCACGGAUCCACCAUCACCUACUUCGGUCUGGUCAUGCUGUCGGCCGGCCUGGUGCUGCUGGCCUCUAGCGCCAUCUGCUGGAGGGUACGGAUGGAGCGGAAGAAGGAGAGGAGGCGCGAGAGCCAGACCACGCUGGUGACCAAUCACAGGAGUGUGUUUUCCUGA
Knipowitschia caucasica is the source of this 402-nucleotide messenger RNA. The record is from the annotation of a GenBank genome assembly. Lineage: Eukaryota; Metazoa; Chordata; Actinopteri; Gobiiformes; Gobiidae.